Messenger RNA from Panicum virgatum (switchgrass), 829 nucleotides. Its product is annotated as calmodulin-like. Bases 229 to 516 code for a protein of 95 amino acids. The record is from RefSeq and is a predicted model, not a curated record. The transcript has a single exon. Gene Ontology annotation, molecular function: calcium ion binding. NCBI's taxonomy places the organism in Eukaryota, Viridiplantae, Streptophyta, Magnoliopsida, Poales, Poaceae.
GCCCCUCGCGGCGGCGCAGCACCACCUGCAGAGGCCUAGCCCCCGGAUCCAGGCGGGAUCCAGGCCACACCUUGGCGCGGGAGGCGAGCCAGCCCCCAGGCAGGUCCUUGCAGGGUGACUCGGGCCAAUCAGCGCGACCAUGGACAAGGUGGAGCAGCAGCCUAUUGAACCGAUCGAGAGAAGAAGAGGUGGAGCAGCAGCUGUCCAAGCAGCAAAUCAAGGACAAAGAUGGCGACGGUAUGCCUGCGUUCGCUGGGGCAGAUCUCGACAGAGGAGGAGCUGACCCUCCUGACGCGCCAUAUGCAUGAGGCCAGCAGCGCCGACGAGGAAGAGCUCCGCGAGGCCUUCCGCAUCUCCGACCAGGACCAGAGCGGCUUCAUCUCCCACGAUGAGAUUCGCCACGUCCUCCAGAACCUCGGCGAGCGCCUCUCCGGCCUCGAGCACUGCCACCUCAACUCCACCUGCUCCAGCUCGCUCACUGCUGAGGCGGCCGAGUCAGGAUCAGCCGCGUGUUAGACGACCUACAGAUUAGUGCGACGAACCUGACGUCCUCACAGGAUUUGCUAGCCGAGGUGGAGGGAGAGGUUGAGGUGACUUGUUGAGUCAAUUUGGAGAGGCUGUUGGUUCCACUAUCCUUUGACAGUUUUUAUAUUUUUAUCUAGUCUUUUAUCUCUUCAUUUAAUUAGGAUUUUUAGUUAGUUUUUUGGAGAUGCUCUAACCCAAACAAAGGAUUGCUGGAACCGAAGUAGCGAACUAGGUCCUCCGUCGAUCUGACCCACCUUCAUUUUUAGCUUCUUCUAAUUUGGAUUGAUCUGAUCUUCACAGCAGG